Molecule: messenger RNA, 1788 nt
Organism: Tetrahymena thermophila SB210
Lineage: Eukaryota; Ciliophora; Oligohymenophorea; Hymenostomatida; Tetrahymenidae
Exons: 1
Source: RefSeq, a predicted model, not a curated record
UCAUUUUUCACAUUAACUAAAAAAAAAGAAAUCUCUUCCAAUUAUUAAAGUUUUUUUAUAUUACUUUAAACAGACAGAUUGAUUAAAAAAUUAUAUUUUGUAAAAUUUCUAAAGAAACAAAAUUUUAAGGAAAUGGAAACAUUAGACUAAAAUUGCGAGGUUUAAGCACCUUAAAAUUUAGAAAAUCAUGUCUAAAUGGAGGAGGAGACUUAAAAAAUAUAGGAUGCAUCUAAACCAGAUUAGGAUGUAAUUCAGCCUGAAAAAGAUGCACAAAAUUGUUUAUCUGAUUAAAUAGUAGAAAAAAAAUCGAUUCAUUUAAAUUAUGAUGAAGCAACAUUAUUAGAUCAAAGCUAAUUAGAGUAAAUUUACUUAAAAGAGUAUAGAUAAUUACUCAAUUUGAUUUAAAAUACUUAGCUUAAAGUGUUUGAUUUUAUGCCUGUAAAUGAAACAUUCCAGAUUGGGUAAGGGUUUGUUGUAUAAAGAGGAAUUAUAUCAAAUAUGGGCAAAGCGAUUUAAUUGAUGAAUGGUAUAAAAAAUGAUCCUAGAAUCAGCUAGGGCAUUUCAAUAAUUGGGAAUUUUUAGUAUUUUGAUGGAUAUUUGAGAGAAUAUCAUUCAACUGGAAUAAGAGUAAUUAGAGUUUUAGAAAAUUCUAGUUUGAAUCAAGAAUAUUAAAGCUUCUACCCUUAUGUGUUGAUACACUACUACAAAAAAGAAAAGUACCCUAGGUUAGCUUAUAAAAAAGAAUAUGAUUAAAAUAAAUAGAGAAAACUAGAGAGGAGAUUAUAGAAAAAAAUAGAAAAGAGCAUACAUAAAUUAAGUGAAAGCUAUACAGAGAAUGAUAUGAAAGCAGAAAAUGUAGAUUCUAAUUAUGUAGAGUAAAGGACCUAAUACAGAAGAAAAUUAAGACAAAAAUUUAAACGAGCAGAUAAAAACAAAUAAAACUCUAAUAAGGGUUUAGAAGAUUAAUUAAAUAUGAAGGAAGAAAAUAAUACCUCUGAAUAAAUUUCUGAAAGUAGCACUCCUAUGAAAUCUGAAAAUAAGCUAUAAGGUGCGUCUUAAAAUAAGCAAUAAAGUGUAUCUUAAGAUAAGCAAUAAUAAAGUGUGUCUGAUAAUAAAGAAUAAAGUGCGUCUGAAAAUAAACAAUAAAGUGUAGCUUAAAAUUCUCGAUAGUAAGUUACUAAAACUCGCUCAUAAGAAAUGUAUUAAAAAGUUCUCUCUAAUUAAUCUUUUUAAAAUUAAACUAAAUUCGAAACAUGCUAAAAAAAUAAACCUUCUCAAAUACAAUAGAAUUAAUCUUAUUUAUUCUCAAAUUCAUCCAGCCCAUGCACCUCUCUAAAUCAGAGCCUGUAAAUGUAAAAUAGCUAUAAAAAAAUAAAAAAAGAAUAGUUAGAAUAGUCUUGUAAAAAAGUUUAGUUUAUGGAUAAGUUCUCUUCGCAAAAUUAAUAGCAAUCAUAAAGCUAAAGUUAGUAAUUGAAUAAUUCUUUUAUGAAUAGCUCUAACUUGAAUUAGUCAUAAACAUAAAAAGAAAGACAAUAAGCAGAAUAAUUAAAUAGUUUAAAAAGAAAAGUCAGCGAUCUGACCAAUCAGCUAGAUUCUGAAAGAUAUAAAGCUUUAUAUUUUGAAGAUAUGUACUUGCAGCUCAGAUCUUUUUUAGUAAAAUAGGAAUUAAAUUAGUUAAGAGCUAAUGGUUUUAAAUACUCUGCUUCAAUUGAAAAGAAAAUUUAAUAUGAAGAAUAACCAUCAAUUAAAAUAGAGGAAGAAUAGCAAGAGCGAAUUUAAUUAGAUUGA